Molecule: messenger RNA, 1782 nt
Organism: Ectocarpus sp. CCAP 1310/34
Lineage: Eukaryota; Phaeophyceae; Ectocarpales; Ectocarpaceae
Source: the annotation of a GenBank genome assembly
CUGCUGCUGUGUGCUCGCUGUGGUGCUGUGGAUGCUGCUGCAGUGCCGUUCUCGCGAGGUGCACGGCAGCCGGCUCACCAAGUUCUCACCCACUACUCCCCCGACUGGCAAUAUUUGUCGGCUGUGAUAGUUAUGCGCCUACCUUGCGCAGCCGGCCUGGUUGUCGCGGCGUGUCCGUGCGUUCCUGGUUUCCUGCUACCGUUACCAGCGCACGAUGUGGGUCAUCAGGGUACACUCUUCGCAAGGCAAGGGUGUGCGGCGACGCGUUCAACGAGGGGACGAGAGGCGACGGCGACUCGGUUGUACGUUGGUGGCAAGAUAUUCGGCGAGGAUGAGCCUCCACCACCCCCGCAGGGCCAACCUGGACUUAUCAAGCCAGCCGUGAAAUCCAACCGGAAAGAAGACGAGGAGGGUGGAGAAGAAGGCGGUUCGGGUGAGGCUGGAACCGGGGAGAAGCGGAAACGGAGGAAACGACGGAAGAAGUACGACUUCUCGGACGAUUUAGCGGCGAGGGAGCAGGACGAAAAGAGAUUAGCGGAAGAGCUUGCUCGAAAGUUUCCGGAUAUCGGCCGGGUGAAGGUGGAUAAGUUUGGGAAUAUUGUUGGAGGUGUCGAUCCCUUCGAAGGCACAGAUGUCAAGCUAGAGGAUCAGCCAAUACCGGAUGAUGACGAAAAGGAUUUCCCAGAGGUGGCUGGUGUGAUUGCAGGAAUGGACGAUCCCGCUGAUGCGCCUUGGAGGCUGGAGGCGGAGAAGAUUGUCCGAGACCAGGUGCAGGCGUGUGGGCUCACCUGCUACGAUAUCUUGUGGACCUUUCACAGGUUGGAGGUUACCGUGACAAGAGCAGAGGGCGAUGGACCCAUUGAGGAAGCAGCAUAUGUGGAUAGCGACAAACUAAUGCAGGCCAUCAAGGGGGUGAACGCUGCGUUAGAGGCGAGGGAAGAGGAGUUGUUCGUGCUGGGGCGGCACGAGCUUGUGGUAGCAACGCCCGGAGCCAAGGACGUCCUCACAACGGACAAGCAGUUCAAGGCCUACAAGGGGUUCGAAGUCAUCGUGAAAGCGGGAGGACCAUUCAAGAAGAAGCGCGAGUUGAAAGGAAAACUACUUGAGCGUACUUUCGACGAGCUCAUGAUUAUGAAGGCAGGGCGAAAAGUGCGGAUUCCUUUGGCACUUGUGGACGAGGUCCGCCUUCCUCCGGCGCUCGUCGAAGCCGGAGACGAGGUUUUUUGAAUCGCCGGCUGCAAAGAAUUCUUUGUCACCCCUUGAAGAGCAACGUGCAGUAUGGUAUAUCAUGUGCAACGUAUCUGGAACCGAGUUUACGCGAGUAUUGCGCUGAGAGGCUGAGGUUGGUCGCACAGUUAUCAACCCUCACGCAGCGUUUUGGCGCAUCACUUGGGAAUGGAAUAUGUUCCUGGUGACUGACGUACACCCUGUAGUGACAUUAAAUUAGAAUAUAUCAUGAGAAACCUGUGUGUUCGGCGGAUCGUUUGAUCGGAGCGGAUAUUUAUUAUCUUGUUUACGAGAAAAUGCGAUGCCGUCAAGAUUUUGCAAAGCAUUUUGAAAUAGUCUUUUUGGUCGAGUGUGGGGUGCACUUUUUUUCCAGGCCGGUAUUGAACAAACCACGCCGAGGAGCUCAUGGAGAUUUGACCUUUUCUUCAGUUGAGUCGUGUUGGGACUUAUUACAAAAGCGCAUGAGGCGACCCACUCAUAGUUUCGUAUUUUGAGGAGAUGUUCACCGAACGAAUUGGACCUGCACCUCUACCAAGUUGAAUACGCGCGAGUGAU